Molecule: messenger RNA, 853 nt
Organism: Diceros bicornis minor
Lineage: Eukaryota; Metazoa; Chordata; Mammalia; Perissodactyla; Rhinocerotidae
Product: ral guanine nucleotide dissociation stimulator-like
Exons: 7
Coding region: 1-747 (248 amino acids)
Biological process (GO): positive regulation of GTPase activity; Ras protein signal transduction
Cellular component (GO): plasma membrane
Molecular function (GO): guanyl-nucleotide exchange factor activity
Source: RefSeq, a predicted model, not a curated record
AUGGAGGUGCAGUCAAGAAAGACCCGACUCCGGAGAAUUGACAAGAGGCAGGAAGGAGAGAGGGUGGAGGCAGCUCUCCCACAGGGCCAUAGCAUCCGUUCUCCUAGAUACGUGCCCAGGGGCCCAGUGAUGGGGAGAGGAAUCCCUAAGGAUCCUAGGUUUCCACCUGUUCCAGACCCAUCCCUGGCCCAGCUUAGAAAGCACAAGACUGGGUCCCUGCAGUCCACCUCUGUGUGCUCCCAGAACUAUGAUCAGCCCACCCUCCCCUUGUCGGCAGCUGCAGAACUCCAGACAGUGACAGAAGUAGACCAAUGGGCAGUGGUGGAGGAGUGUGAGAAGAAGCCCAACCUCACGGCCUUCCCUCCUCAGCUGAUGGUGGAGCAGUUGACCAUGAUGGAUGCGGAGCUCUUCCAGAAGGUGGUGCCCUCUCAGUGCCUGGGCUUCACCUGGGGCAAGAGGAACAAGCCCGGCAAUGAGCACCUGACACCCACUGUCCAGGCCACCGUCGACCACUUCAGAAGGGUGGCCAGCCUCGUCAUCAUCACCUGCCUCGGGAACGCGAGCAUGAUGACCCAGGACAGGGCGAGGGAGUGCGUGAUCCGGAAGAACUUCUCAACCCGCACUGUCAUCUCUGUUCUGCAGAAAACCUCCACAAACCACUUGAAGAACACAUGGGAGGAAGUUUCCCUGGACAGCUCUGAAAAACUGAAGGAGCUCUAUAGCCAAGACGAGUCCUUGAGAAGAUAACUGAUGACCAAGGAAUACUGAGUCAUGAGGGAGAUCCUGCUGCUCCAGGUGGCUGCAAAGAAUUACAACCUGGACCCCGAGGAGCGAUUUGGGGCCUGGUUCCAGG